UCACGGUUGCUACAUGUAUCUGGGUCCCUCUUCGCGGGGGAACCGUUAGCCCAAGCCAGCUUACGUGGCAACGGCUAUUGUGCUUUUUUAUUUUUAUGCCAACCAGCUAUUUAUCAUAAUACAAUUUAAUCCGUCGCAGCUAUGGCGAGACGCCUCCGCCUUCACUCUCAGCUCUGCUCCGUCAUGGAGACGAUGGCCAGGUCUGCCCUGGGUCAGAUCAGCAACCUGGUGGACGAGGACUCGGCCGAGCUGCAGCUCGAGGUGUCCCGGCUCCUGUUCGCCAAUUCCGCGCUGGCGGAGAAAGUCAAUCGGCUGGAGAGCGAGCUGUGCACCGUGAGAAGCGACACCCCCAACUCGUGCAAAAGUUCCCGCACCGUGGGCGUUCAGACUGUCCGCCACAGUGAGGGAGAGCCUCAGGAGUCUGGGUGCCCCACCAUAGAAGGUAUCUUUGGGAAAGACUGGUGCAUGAGCCUGUGGAAAGACCCGUAUCACCUGGACACAGUCACAGACCCACCACAGACUUGUGAUAAGUCUGUGGGAACGAUAUCUGGCCAAAUUACAAAAAGUGAGGAUUCUGUGGAGGGUGCUGUCAGCAGCUGCCAGCAGGAAACGCUGAGUACAGAGGCAGAACAUGAAGAAAGUACAGCUGUGGAGCCGGAGCCGCUGUCUUUGGGUUACGCGGCUGAUGGCGGCACUUGCACGCUGUCAAUUGAUCGGGAAGGAGAACCGGUCGAGUCUGCAGCUGUUAUCGAAAAACCAUCCAUUUCCAACAACGACACAAGGGCAGCCUUCAGCACUUAUGUCAUUCCAAUCGAAGACGACGACGACGACGUAGAGUUUGUUCAAGAAAGUCAGCAGGAGCCUCUGCCUAUGAACGCUGCUGCAAGUGGGCCCGGCAACAACAAGCUGCAGAUUAUACCAACGGACAACACUGAAAACAGCAAGGUUGUGGAAAAAGAUUCACAAGAAAACCUAACUGUGCUUAAUGUGGCAACUGUCGGAGCUCCAAACAAACAAAAAUUCACAUGCAGAAUAUGCAGCGGGACAUUCUACCACAAGGGCACGCUAACGACCCACAUGAAAUCACACAAGUCCAACUUCUGUAGCAUUUGUAAGCAGCAUUUCCAUCACAAGACCAAGUUCAAGUCGCACACCUGCGUGCCUCCACUUUCUUCUAAGACGGUCGGCAACUCUUGCCACUUGUGUGGGAAGAGCUUUAGAAAUCCAUCGGCUCUGAGGAUUCACUAUGUGGUCCACACAGGAGAGAAACCCCACACGUGCAGCUUUUGUGGAAAGGGUUUCAGCCAGAAAGGCAAUCUAAAAUCUCACCUACGCCUCCACUCUGGAGAGACACAGUUCCGCUGCGGUAAAUGUGGAAAGACAUUCACGCAAAAGGCAAGCCUCAACGAUCAUAUUAUGGAACACGAAAAUCCCAAGGUCGUGGGAGACACGUCUGUAGCUUGAAGACAUCUGUAGAACUUGACUGAAACCUGUCAGUGACUGAUUGCACUUUUACUUUUACUUAUGUAAAUGCAGAAUAGUUCUGCUCACAUUGACAUUAGGUUGGUUAAUGUCAUGGUUAGUAGCAGGAGUGUGGAGCUAAUCGUCUAUAUCAUACUUGUUUGUUUUUAUUUACCCUUUUUUCGCAGCUCAGUGUCUUAGUAGUUCUUUUUAUCUUUACAAUAAAGAACAGUCACAGUUGUUCA
This is a messenger RNA of Platichthys flesus (European flounder), 1706 nucleotides long. Its product is annotated as zinc finger and SCAN domain-containing protein 21-like. Gene Ontology annotation, biological process: regulation of transcription by RNA polymerase II. Bases 142 to 1464 code for a protein of 440 amino acids. Gene Ontology annotation, molecular function: DNA-binding transcription factor activity; RNA polymerase II cis-regulatory region sequence-specific DNA binding. Lineage: Eukaryota; Metazoa; Chordata; Actinopteri; Pleuronectiformes; Pleuronectidae. The record is from RefSeq and is a predicted model, not a curated record. The transcript has 4 exons.